UCGCAGUCUAUUUUGAAGGCAGGCGAUUGGAGCACAGCGCGGGGGUGAGGACGCCCGCCGUCAGCAUACACGUUAUCCUACUCAACCAUAAAACAGUAGUUUCAAGACAUAUCAGGCUUUUUUUGAACGCAAAGACGAGGUGAAUAGCCCGGACGCUCUAGCUCGCUGAAUCGAUUAUUAAUUCUUAAAACGUGUCCGAGUUCGAGACGGGAAGACAUGGCCACGACUACAUGUACGCGCUUCACGGACGAAUAUCAGCUGUACGAGGAGCUGGGCAAGGGAGCGUUUUCAGUGGUGCGACGAUGUGUGAAGUUGAGCACGGGCCAAGAAUACGCCGCCAAAAUUAUCAACACGAAAAAACUCUCCGCCAGAGACCAUCAGAAGCUUGAACGGGAAGCUCGAAUCUGUCGUCUGCUGAAACACUCCAAUAUCGUUCGUCUGCAUGACAGUAUAUCAGAGGAGGGCUUCCACUACCUACUGUUUGAUUUGGUGACUGGAGGUGAACUGUUUGAAGACAUUGUAGCCAGAGAGUACUACAGUGAAGCAGAUGCCAGUCACUGUAUCCAUCAGAUUCUAGACAGUGUCCAUCAUAUUCACCAACAUGACAUAGUGCACAGGGACCUGAAGCCAGAGAAUCUGCUCUUGGCCAGUAAGUGCAAGAACGCCGCUGUGAAGCUGGCCGACUUUGGACUGGCCAUUGAGGUGCAGGGAGACCAGCAGGCAUGGUUUGGAUUUGCAGGGACACCAGGUUACUUGUCCCCUGAGGUGCUGAGGAAAGAAGCAUAUGGCAAACCGGUGGACAUCUGGGCCUGCGGUGUGAUUCUGUACAUUCUGCUGGUUGGAUAUCCACCUUUCUGGGAUGAGGAUCAGCACAAACUUUAUCAGCAGAUCAAAGCGGGAGCUUAUGAUUUUCCAUCUCCCGAAUGGGACACAGUUACUCCUGAAGCCAAAAAUCUCAUCAAUCAAAUGCUAACCAUAAACCCUGCCAAGAGAAUCACUGCACAGGAAGCUCUCAAACACCCAUGGGUCUGCCAACGCUCUACUGUGGCUUCCAUGAUGCACAGACAAGAAACUGUGGAAUGCCUGAAGAAGUUCAACGCCAGGAGGAAACUCAAGGGGGCCAUCCUCACCACCAUGCUUGUGUCACGGAACUUCUCUGUGGGUAGCAGACAGACCACGGCUCCCGCCUCGGUCACUGCGGCUGCGGCUGCAGUAGCCGCGGCUGCAGGCACCACAGCAGGGCUGGUGGAACAAGCAGCCAAGAGCUUGUUGAACAAAAAAGCUGACGUUAAGAAGCGGAAGUCGAGCUCUACCAUUCAGUACAUGCCCCAGACAAACAGCACCAAAAACAGCAUAGUCACCAGUCCCAAGGGAAACCUCCCCUCUCCUGCACUGGAGGCACAGACCACUGUCAUCCAUAAUGCAGUGGAUGGGAUUAAGGAGUCGUCGGACAGCAGUAAUGCCACAGUGGAGGAUGAGGAAAUGAAAGGAAAGCUUGUAGAUAACAGUUCAGUUAUGCCUGACUCCGCCCACACACCUCCUGGCCCCUCCCCUGCUCUUUUCACUGCCUCUAAGUUCACUGAUCUAUUGGGUGUGGUUCGUCGGGGCUCUGUGCCCACAUGUGAUGCUGAGGGGGGAAGCACUAUCACUCCAGCUGUUGUUUCCGCCCCCUUCACACCCCAGACCACCAAUAUUCCCACACAGAUGUCACGUUUGACUGAUCUAGUGAGCAGUGUACGCAGACCUAUAGCCACCCAUACAGACAGUGAGCCAUCAGCAGCCAGCAGACCCCUUACUGCCCCGGUAUCUGCCCCAUCACACCCCUCCCCUCUCCCUGCCCAACCGUCCUCAAGCCCCCUGCUGUUAGCACAUUCACGCAAACAGGAGAUCAUCAAAAUCACUGAACAGCUUAUUGAGGCCAACAACAAUGGCGACUUUGAAGCCUAUGCUAAAAUCUGUGACCCUGGACUCACCUGCUUUGAACCUGAGGCCUUGGGAAACCUUGUGGAGGGGAUGGACUUCCACAGAUUUUACUUUGAGAACUUGCUGUCUAAGAACAGUAAGCCCAUCCACACCACAAUCCUGAACCCUCACGUGCACCUGAUUGGAGACGAGGCCGCCUGCAUCGCCUACAUUCGCCUCACGCAAUAUGUGGAUGGGCAGGGCCGGCCGCACAGCAGCCAAUCAGAAGAGACGAGGGUGUGGCAUCGCCGGGACUCUAAAUGGCAGAAUGUCCAUUUCCACUGUUCGGGAGCUCCAGCCGCCCCUCUACAGUGAAGGUUGAGCUCGUUGUAGCCACAUCUAACAAGAGUGCCCAGCCAGAAAUGGAGAGUGCAAGAGUGAAAGAGAGCGUGAGGGAGGGGGGAAGUUGGAGAGAGGGAGGAAGGAAAGCAAGCCCAGUGAUGGGUGGCUGUGAGUCUUCAGUGCCUGACCCUCCCACACUGGGCCCGGCCCCCUCACCUGUCAAUCACUUCUGUGCGUCGUCUUCUGUCUUACCUUCAACUUUCCCCCCUCCCUCCCAGACACCGUCCUUGUAUCUUUACACCCGUGCAGAGACUCCCCUCGUUGUGCACAUGUGCUGUGUGGAGUUGGACAGUCUUUGAUAAGUACAGGUAAUAAGGCCUCAGCGAAGUGCUUUCUGUUGCACCUUCCCAGUGUGAGUUAUGUUACACUGAUUCGCCGUCCUCACUUACAGUGUGUAGAUUUUCAAUAUUGUUGUUAUUAUUAUCAUUAUUAUUAUUAUUAACAUUGUUCUUACUGUUGUUAUUAGUAUUAAAACAAAAGCAAUUGUAAAAGUAAUUUUUCACAUAAUUCAUGUUCUGGAUGCCAAUGAUUUUGAAUUUAUGCCUUUUCUUUCCUGACGUUUUUGGAGAGCAUGAUUUUUUCAGUAUAUCAAAAGCGUUUAUGUACAGGCUUCUCCGUGUGAUUCACAGCCAACUGAUGCGUCAGUCCAUGUGUGUUCAGACGUUAGUGGACAUUUGUUGGUAUGUGUGACUGUUUUGGGGCAGAUUCUACCAGAGCCUGAUAAAGAACGACGUGACGUCCGGGGUCUUCCAGCUUAUACCAGUCAUUAUUUCUCACAUCAUUAGCUCAGAUUUGGAAUAAUUCAGCAGAUUUGCUGUUAGUAGGCGAACUGCAUAUUGAAUGAAUAAUUCCUUUUUCUGGAAAGCCACAAUCGUGCUUUAUAUGUAACCUGUUACACCAAUUGCAAUGUUAGUGUUAUUUUAAUGUUGCAAUGUUUAGAAUUUUUUUUUGUUACUUCUUCAGCCAAGUCAGUGGUAUUAGGAAAGCGCCUAUUCAAGUUGGGCCGAUUGAAUCGAACUAAAAGCAUACUUCAGUUUAACAUACAGUAGGGAUACCAGAUUACCUCUUCAUUUCUGUUUUAAGACUAUGGAAAGAUGUGGACAUCCAAUUACAUCAUUAGAGGAAAUUUUUCUUAAAAAUAAAACUCUUGUAUCUCUACACUAGUUAUAGUGGAGGUUUAAAAUCAUUGGAGGCCAUUAAAGAGCAGCUGAUUGAAUGAAUUUUGGUGAUUUUAGCUGACAGUUACAUAUAGCUUUUUUUAGUUUUUUUAGAUGUUGACAUUUAUAUUCUUCGUGGCAUAUUGUUGACAUAUUACUUAUUCUAUUUUUAAGAGUUUAUAUGUAUUUGUCGUCUGUGUGUGAGAUUUUAAAGGAGAGUGAACAUUUUGUUACCCUUGAACAUUUUGAAAGUGUGUUUACUAGUGGUUGACCGAUAUAUCGGCCGAUAUUUGUCAUUUUUCAAAUAUCGGCAUCGAGCCGAUAAGUUUUCCUGCUUAGCCGAUGUGUUCGAGCCGGGGCUUUUAUUUUGACGGCGCUGAGAGCGGUAGCACCUGAGCACACGCAGUGCUCACACUCUCUCUCUUGUUCAUCGUCAUCAUUAAUCGUUCUGUCUAAUACAGAUAAAAGUCUGUCUAAUUAUCAGAUAGAACGGUUAAACAAAGAAAUUAAUGUAUACAGAAAGUAUUAUAAUGAUUGCUUUUAUAUUAAGACUAUUAGUAAUAGAAAGGCAAACAUUAAAAUACUUUAGCAUUUGCCAUCAGCAUUAAGCAAAUAUGCAUUUAUAUAAUUUAAACAAAUCUUUGAAUGACUAAUGAACAUUUAAUUUCACAAACCUUGCAAACUUAGUCGAAUCCAUCUGUGAAAUCUUGUGAAGUGUGCAUUUUUAUUUCAGCAUGAUCAUGUUCGCUGCGUGAUGGUCCGUCAGUGUUAAUUGAAUGCUUUAAAAUAUAAACUGGUGAUUUCAAAUAAUACUGCGCUUUAUGCAUUUGCCCACUAUCAUAUUCAUGUCAUUUUUCACUGUGUGCUGUAUGUAAAAUGAGGGUUACCCUGGCUGUAUUUGAAAAAUAUGAUUCCCAGUGCACACAAACUUCCCAGAUUACUGAGUCCCCAGUUGGUCACAGUGUUUACUUUCUUUUUAAUUAUAUUUUUAUUAAAUAUUUAUUUAUUUGAGAAAAAUACUGUCAUAUAAAGCAUAAGAUUAUUUCUUUUACACAUUUAUUUUUUAAUCCAUAGUCAAAUGAUUUCAAAUUUCUUAAAUAUUAAUAAUAAUAAUUAAAAAAAAUCGGUUUUAUAUCUGCUAUCGGCCCCACUGCUUUCCAAGAUAUUGGCAUCGGCUGUCAAAAAACACAUAUCGGUUGACCACUAGUGUUUACCCUUUGGAUGGGCAAAGUGCAAGGAGUGUGAAAGUCUUUGGAAGAAUGAAAAGGUUUGCAGUCAAAAUCGGCAGCAAUAGUUUUAUAUGUCAGAAGAUGAUAAGAUAGUUUAUGGAGUGCAUGUCAGACCUUGUGAACUUUAUACUGGUUUCACUCUACUUUGAAGGGUUUGAACUCUGGUUAACUGACGUGUCAGUGUGACAUCGUCCCCCGGUCAUGUGACUAUUUUAUUGACCUUGUGUCCUCAGGUUGUAUUUAUUUAUUUUAUAUUAUUAUCGCAGCUUCUUACAGGCUUCUUAAUUUUCUCACACUUUAUCUAAUGUUUGAACUCACUAGUUUUGAGCCACGUCAUAUCAAUGAUGACUACUGAUCUUUUUCCGUUGUUGGUAUUUGAAAAUAAUUUUUCCAAAGAGCCUCUUAUACAGAUAAAAAGAGGUCAUCUUUUAAAAUCCAAUCAAAAUAUGUCUCUCAAACAAACCCCGUGAGGCACGUGUACUUGUGUUAGUGCUCCGGUGUUCUGCUUCUGUUACAGUUGUGUCUCAUUCUUGGAUGUUUUAUCUCAUGCAAAAAAGUUCCACACCUGUCCGCACACCGCUCCCUAAAAAAUAAAAUAAAAUAAAACAAAACCGCAUGUAAAAAGUGUACUGUUCUCUGUGUGUUUAACCACGAAAAUAAACGUUGAAGAGUGAAAGUCACAUCAAUAUAAAAACAGGACACACAGUACUGAAACUGCAGUUUAUUUCAGCUGGAAUUUCGUUGCAUGAUAGUCACUUGAACACUAAGUUUGGUGUUAUUUAACUAUUUGAUUUCAUUUUUCUAUUGAAUGCUGGUUUACCUAAACCUUUCUCAUAUCUGUCUUACCAUCUUUGUUAAGUGCAUAUAUAUAUAGAUAUAUACAUAUAAUAUUUUUGUCCCAAAAUUAUGCUGACAAUGGCAGCGUAAAUGACGAAGACUAUAGAUAGCUAGGAAAUGUCAAUGAUAUUAAGAUUAUGGAAAUGGUGAUAUUUCUACUGCAUGCUUUUGUAUUAAGCUGAUUGUUGUCAAUGCAGGGUGACUGAUAUUUAUAUUAACGAUUAUAAGAUUUCUCAUUAGUAUGAGACUGCUUGACUUCAGAGAAGCACUUGCAAUAUUAGCUAAAUAUGCAUGUCUUUUUUUUUUUCUUUAAAUCACUAAUUUGUAUCAAAGAUCUGCUGUUUGUGCUUUGCGGAUAUUCUCCAAACCUGAAUGGCCAAUAAAAUUGGGGAUUGUUUCUGAAUUUUAUCAGUCUUUUAUGACUAAUUUAACAACUACAGCUCAGUAAAUAGCAGAGAUCCAGAGUAUUUUUGCCUGCACCGACAACAUUGUCCAUCUUUAAGCACAGGACUGUUUCCGUUCGACUCGUAAUAUCAUUUCUCUGAUUGGAAACAGUACCAGAUAGUUUCUCUGAAGUUGAGUUUUCUCACAGUAGCCCUCUGUUAGUUUUGUUUUCCUGUAUAAAAAGAUAUUCUUUUUGAUUUCUGAUGAUUCUUACUCUUGUUAUUGCUGUUCUCAAACAUGCUCUGUGUAUUCCCUGACUUAAGCAAAUGUGUUCAAAAGAUAUAAAUAAAUGAGAUGAUUUAAAUACUGAAGAA
Messenger RNA from Carassius gibelio (silver crucian carp), 6285 nucleotides. It is a transcript of the gene camk2b1, whose product is annotated as calcium/calmodulin-dependent protein kinase (CaM kinase) II beta 1. Bases 217 to 2277 code for a protein of 686 amino acids. Gene Ontology annotation, molecular function: calcium/calmodulin-dependent protein kinase activity; ATP binding; calmodulin binding. Gene Ontology annotation, cellular component: cytoplasm; neuron projection. The transcript is spliced from 25 exons. Gene Ontology annotation, biological process: protein phosphorylation. Lineage: Eukaryota; Metazoa; Chordata; Actinopteri; Cypriniformes; Cyprinidae. The record is from RefSeq and is a predicted model, not a curated record.